Cadophora gregata is the source of this 2535-nucleotide messenger RNA. RefSeq lists its product as uncharacterized. Gene Ontology annotation, molecular function: alpha-L-arabinofuranosidase activity. The transcript is spliced from 3 exons. Lineage: Eukaryota; Fungi; Ascomycota; Leotiomycetes; Helotiales; Ploettnerulaceae. Gene Ontology annotation, biological process: pectin catabolic process; L-arabinose metabolic process; arabinan metabolic process. The coding region runs from base 858 to 2366 and encodes 502 amino acids. The record is from RefSeq and is a predicted model, not a curated record.
GACUAAUGCCGCUGUCUAUCCGCCCCAGUGCCGAGGCUUUGGUAAAGUCCUUGAAGCUGAUCAGCUGCUGUCAGGAGAUCUCCCGGCGCCACGUUGCCCUUGCCUCGAAAACGAGAUGUUUACUUUGCUGAUCCGGGGAACCAUCCAAGUGAACAUCCAUCCGUGCCAACCAGACUCCGCAUCUGGAUAUAAGGAACAUGCAGUCUACAAAUUUAAACUUGUCAUCUCCGACGGAUGUCUGCUACCUGAGGAGUUUCUACGCGCACCAACCAAUUCGUGACGCUUCAAUGACGAUCGUGUGCAUGUGGUCUAGAGGAUUUGCCGCUUUCUUAGGAAGUACCGAUAGCAAAAUAUUCGCGCACCAAUCAGUACACGUCGCUUGAGAAAUCACGAACGCUAGAAGGGCACCCUUCAAAGCUCGCCAUGUUCCCACCAAUACUAAUUCUUCCUCUAAAAUAGUGUUAUGUGGAGAAGGCGGGGUAUGGGGGUCUUGCGGGGUGACGAGGUGGAGAAAUGCUUGAGAAUGCUUGUCAAUGCUUGAGGAUGCUUGAGUAUGCUUAACCAACCUUUCUUUCACGCCUUCUCAAUCUGGCAACAGCCCUCGGGGUCCUGCUGUAGCAUCGUCGCAUCUCGCGAACACCAGUGCUGCUGGCGGCAAUGGAACUAACUCACUUUCCACCUUUCAUAGCGGUAAGUCCCAAAAGCAGACUUCGUGAUCCAAAAUGAUGAAGAUCUGCAAGAAUGAUCAAGGCAUCUGAAGUAUAAGUACCUGCGAUUUUCCUCUCUUGAAAUGCAUCUUCUCCACGCCCUUCAAGUUCCUCAUUACCUCAACGACAUCUUUUCAGAAAAGUCCAAAUAUGUUCUCCAAACCAAGCCUCGAGGCUUUUGCCCUCAGCCUUCUUGUCAGUGGCUCACUUGUCCACGCUGGGCCAUGUGAUAUCUAUCAAUCCGGCGGAACACCCUGCGUGGCUGCGCAUGGCACCACACGUGCUUUGUACAAUGCAUAUACCGGUCCCCUGUACCAGGUAAAACGAGGUUCCGACAACGCCACAACUAAUAUCUCCCCCGUAUCUGCCGGUGGUGUAGCCAACGCGGCGGCACAAGACUCUUUCUGUGCCAGCACAACCUGCCUCAUCACCAUCAUUUACGACCAGUCUGGCCGCAACAAUCACCUCACUCAAGCACCACGCGGAGCCUUCAGUGGACCAGAUGUUGGUGGCAAUGACAAUCUGGCUAGCGCAGUCGGUGCCCCAGUGACCUUGAAUGGCAAGAAAGCCUAUGGUGUCUUCGUUUCCCCUGGCACUGGAUACAGAAAUAAUGCUGUCUCUGGAACCGCUACUGGCAAUCAGCCAGAGGGCAUGUACGCUGUGCUUGAUGGAACCCACUACAACGAUGCUUGCUGCUUCGACUAUGGUAAUGCUGAGGUCAGCAGCACAGAUACUGGAAAUGGUCAUAUGGAAGCUAUUUACUAUGGCACCAGCACUUUUUGGGGAUCUGGUGCAGGAAGCGGUCCAUGGGUCAUGGCUGAUCUAGAGAAUGGUCUCUUCUCCGGCCAAGGCACAAAGAACAAUCCAGGCGACCCAACCAUCACCUCCCGCUUCGUUACCGCCAUCGUCAAAGGGUCACCCAAUCAAUGGGCCAUUCGCGGCGGCAAUGGAGCCUCAGGAGGCCUCUCCACUUACUGGACCGGCGCUCGUCCAACCGUAGGCGGCUACAACCCCAUGAGCUUGGAAGGUGCCAUCAUCCUCGGUAUUGGAGGUGACAACAGCAACGGUGCCCAGGGCACAUUCUACGAAGGUGUCAUGACCUCCGGAUACCCCUCUGAUGCCACUGAGAACUCCGUCCAAGCUAAUAUCGUCGCCGCCGGAUACGCUACUACAUCCCUCAUCAGCGGCCCAGCUGUCACUGUCGGAUCCACAAUCUCCUUCCAUCUCACCACCCCUGGCUUCACCGACCGCUCUCUCGCCCACAGCGGCGCAACAGUCAACACCCAAGUCGUCUCCUCCUCCAGCACCGCCGCCGUCAAGGCAAGCGCCAACUGGAUCGUACGUACCGGUAUCGCCAACAGCGGAUGCUACUCCUUCGAGUCCUCCGAUACUGCUGGUAGCUUCAUUCGUCACUCCGGCUUCGCUCUCCAGGUCAACGCCAACGAUGGCAGCAAGCUCUUUGGAGAGGAUGCUACCUUCUGUCCCCAAGCUGGCCUCAAUGGACAAGGAAGCUCAAUCCGCUCGUUCAGCUUCCCAACGAGAUACUUCAGACAUUAUUUCAACACUGGGUAUAUUGCAAGCAAUGGCGGCGUUCAUGAUUGGGACAAUCCAAAUUCUUUCAACAAUGAUGCCAGUUUCAUUAUCAGUGCUGCAUUCUAGACUCGCUUAGGUUGUUUAGCCCUUGGAUGUUAAGAGGCGUGGAUGAGGAUUUGUCGUGCCGGGCAGACAAAAGCCAAUUUUCUUUUCUUUGUAUAUAGCCACUUACAGACGAACAUAGCACGAUGAGAUGAAUAUAUUAUGAUAUGACUUGAAGGAUGCCUUUUCCUGC